This is a messenger RNA of Cryptotermes secundus, 522 nucleotides long. Its product is annotated as membrane-associated protein Hem-like. The transcript has 2 exons. Gene Ontology annotation, biological process: cell projection assembly; neuron projection morphogenesis; cortical actin cytoskeleton organization. Bases 202 to 480 code for a protein of 92 amino acids. Lineage: Eukaryota; Metazoa; Arthropoda; Insecta; Blattodea; Kalotermitidae. Gene Ontology annotation, cellular component: SCAR complex. The record is from RefSeq and is a predicted model, not a curated record.
UCAUGACCAGAUAUUAAUUAUUAUCGUUUGACAGUUACGGUCUUGUUUCUGUGGGGCGCCUUAUAGAUAUGUAUGUUUAUAGAUAUGGGAUCUUUAGUGGUAUAUUCUUGAAGGUUGAAUAUUUUAAUUUAAUAUUAAUUGCUUAUUCAGAUAAAUACAUGACUUUCUUACAGUGAUCAAAGUAUUCCUCGCCUGGGCCAGAUGAUUACUGACUAUGAUCCACCCAUUAAGAAGCUGUCAGAAGAAUUUGUGCCCCAUGCCAAACUGCUCAUUACAGCACUUGUGUCCUUGUGUCCAAUUUAUGGCAACAGAAAUCUUUCUGCAGAAAAAUGGAGAUCAGACCAAAGACUUAGUUUGGCUGGAAACCCAGGCCAGCUACUGAAACCAUCACAGACACCCACAAUGUCUUGUGAAUACCUGUCACUUGAUACAAUGGAGAGGUGGAUAAUAUGUAAGUGUUCUCAGUAUUUGCUUCUUUGAAGCAUGAAGUUGAUAUUCUGCUUGCAUAAUAUUGUGCAAAGA